Molecule: messenger RNA, 1581 nt
Organism: Aureobasidium uvarum
Lineage: Eukaryota; Fungi; Ascomycota; Dothideomycetes; Dothideales; Saccotheciaceae
Source: the annotation of a GenBank genome assembly
AUGAAGUGCCCAUUCUUGUGUGGCUUUCACACGCCCAAUGAUAGUCACGCCGAGUAUCAGAUCACGGCCCACAUUGAGCUGCAUCACACUCCAGAGUCUCAAUUUGCAGUCGAAGAAAAGGAUCUGGAAUUUGCUCUCGCGUUACAGAGAGAAGAGGAGCAAGUAUUCGCCCAUGGCAGAACCCGUGAAACUCCAUCAAAAUGGUCUACUGAGGACUCUGGCCCGAAAGAGGAAAGCGCUGCCAACCUCACAGAUGAUGACUUUCCUUAUGUCGAAUGUCCCAAAUGCGAAGACUUCAUCCAUCUCGUCGAACUUGACAAACACUUGAACAACCAUCUAUCAUUACAGUACUUAUCCGAUACCAUCGCUGGCAACAUGACCGAAGUCGACUCUGGAUACGAGACCGACUUUUGUCAGUCCUCAGCUGCCCUGCAAUGCUCGACAACAAUCGCUCGACCCCUUGAUCAGCACUACAAAGGAAAACCGGCAGAGACUAGGCCGAAGAGAAUACGCCUUGGUGUAAGUAGUACAUGGUCCCCCUUGCGCUCCUGUCGCCAGUAUCGGGCCCCCACUAUACUGACUCAGACAUCACAAAAUACUAAACAUGAGAAUAGANNAAAAGAGCUUGGCCCGUACGCAUUCGAGAACAGAAUGCCCGAAAGCUUGCUCAAGCGACUCCGAGAUGGCGAACCAACGAGAAGAAUCAAUCGUAUCACCAGGGAUGGCCAGAUUCAUACGGACCGCAUUGUGCACAACGAACUUCCUGGGCUCGUUCCAAUCAUCGCACGACUUUGCGUUGCUUCAUCCAACCACAUUGAAACCGUUCAUCUCUGCCACCCAAGCGUACAAUAUGUGCACAAGGGGACCAUCCCAGGCCAUUUCUGCGGUUAUCGCAACAUCCAGAUGCUUGUAUCGUUCAUCCAAGGUACCAAAGCGAGAGAACAUGAACAAUUUGGGUACGUAUGCGAGGACUCUGCAAUCACAAAAGCUGUUGCAGUAUGCCACACUUUGCAAAAGAAGCAUGCUGAUCACUUUUCUGGCUUAGGACGNAGCUUGCCCGGUGUUCUUGAAAUCCAGGACUUGAUUGAGAAAGCGUGGGAUCACGACCCAAACAAUCUCGGCAGGCAGGAAACCGGAGGUAUUCGCAACACAAGAAAAUGGAUUGGCACUUCCGAGGCGAAAUCGAUCUGUAAGCAUCUGAAUAUCGAUCACGACGUUCACACCUUCAGCAAUACACAAGCCGGACGAGCACAUGAACACUUGCUCGACUUUGUUGAAGACUACUUUUCUCGUGAUGCCGAAGGGUUUGGCACCAAAGUACACAAAUCCCACCGUCCUCCAAUCUACUUGCAACAGCCAGGCCACUCGAUGACGAUAAUUGGGAUUGAGCGCUACGUAAAUGGCAAACGCAGUCUGUUGGUGUUCGACCCAGGAUUUGGACCACCCAAGCAGCUAGCGGAUAUGGUCACACAACCGUCGAGUGCUGCGAUAUCGCCAAAGAACGCCGAUCGCCUUCUCGGAUCCCACAAGCGUACCAUCGCACAGCUAGCAAGAUACGAUGAGUUCGAGGUCUUGACGUGA